AUGGAUAUCAAAAGCUUAUUGUGCUCUCCACAAUCGAUCGAAACAAGCAACCUGUACUCAUCAGAACAAAAAACACCCAUUCAGUUUCAUCAGCGUCAACCUUCUUGGUCUUCAUCAUCAUGUUCCUCAUCUCCUGGCAGCCCAGCCAGCUCGUCUAGCAGCUCGUCUUACUAUUCAAUUCCUUCAUCCCCAGAAAUUGACAUUCCAUCCUCACCCAUGACUACCUCUGCUUCUGUUCUUUCUUCUUCUCCUUCUCAUACUGCUGCUUCUGUUGCUUCUGUCGUUGAGAACACUAGUUCCACUUCUCAACGCACCAACAACAAUCGUCAUAUACAUUCACAAACCCGUACUCCAUGGUCCUCUGAAGAGGAUCAAUUAUUACAACAAGGCUACUCUCAAGGUCUAUCAUGGGCUAUGAUAUCUACCGUCUAUUUGCCUCACCGCUCAAGAGGCUGUUGCUGGGGUCGUUUCAAAACACUACAAGCAAAGUCAUUGGAACAGAGAGAAUGGUCUGAUUCUGAGGAUCGUCUUUUGAUGUUGGCUAUCAAAAAGAACUCGAGGUUAUUCAAGCAAGCUUGGAAAGCUGUUGCUCAAGACAUGGGAAAUCGAAACUGGAAGGAAUGUGAAAUGAGAUCUACAAAAGUUGGUAGCAGCAGCAUCAUCAAGAAGAAAACUUCGCGUCAAAGCUAA
Molecule: messenger RNA, 690 nt
Organism: Mucor velutinosus
Lineage: Eukaryota; Fungi; Mucoromycota; Mucoromycetes; Mucorales; Mucoraceae
Exons: 1
Coding region: 1-690 (229 amino acids)
Source: RefSeq, a predicted model, not a curated record